Dalotia coriaria is the source of this 1229-nucleotide messenger RNA. RefSeq lists its product as uncharacterized. The coding region runs from base 73 to 1149 and encodes 358 amino acids. The record is from RefSeq and is a predicted model, not a curated record. The transcript is spliced from 3 exons. Gene Ontology annotation, biological process: long-chain fatty acid metabolic process; fatty-acyl-CoA biosynthetic process. Lineage: Eukaryota; Metazoa; Arthropoda; Insecta; Coleoptera; Staphylinidae. Gene Ontology annotation, molecular function: long-chain fatty acid-CoA ligase activity.
GAGAUCAUAUCAGUUUCUUUAAGUUCUCAUAAUGAAUAUGACACUAUUGAACAGAUCUUGAAAAGAACGACAAUGGAGAAAGAUUUUGAACCAUUUCUCGUCGAAGAUUUAAGCACAAUAUGUUCAAUUCUUUUUAGCAGUGGCACUACAGGACUUCCAAAGGGAAUUUGUUUAAGUCACAAUACUAUUUUGGCUCCUCUAUCAAUAUUUCCCGCAGUAAUAUUAAACUGGGUAAUAUUGAACUAUGCAACGUUCUAUUGGAUUUCUUGCGUGUUCAACCUGGCAAUGUCAAUACAAAUGGGUUCCGCAAGAUUAUUAAUAAAACAAUUUAAAAAGGAAAAUCACUGGGCUAUUUGUGCUAAAUAUAAUGUGGUAUACAUGAUUCUGUCCAAUACAAUAUUCAUGGAAGCAGGAAAUUAUCUCCCUGACAAUUCUGAACUACCCAGUCUCAAAUUUGUUGUUAUUGGAGGUGGAAUAGUCCCAGAAAAGGUCUUAACCACCUAUUAUGAGAAGUUGCCCAAUGUACAAGUAGGAUAUUUGUAUGCUUUGACAGAAGCAGGUCUUGUAGCAAAGUAUGAAGUUGGAGAUAAAAUUGGUUCAAACGGUAGACCUGUUGCAGUCAAUCAAACUAUACGGAUUGUAGAUCCAAACACUGAAGAAAAUCUUCCCUUGACUCAAACCGGCGAGAUACGUGUGAAGCAAGCAUACCAAAUGGCAGGUUAUUACAAGAUGGACUCCAAGGACGCGUGGGACGCGCAAGGAUUUCUAAAAACUGGCGAUUUGGGAUAUUUAGAUAAGGAAUACAAUCUUUAUGUCGUGGACCGCAUUAAAGAGAUGUUCAAGUAUCGCAGUUGGCAUGUCGUGCCAGCUAAGAUUGAGAAUGUGCUUAGUUCACAUCCGGAUGUACUUUACGCUAUCGUCAUUGGCAAACCUACAUAUAACGAGGAUGAAAAUCAUGCGAUGGCGAUCGUUUGUCUGCAUGAGAAAGCACAGACUAGCGCUGCAGAGUUAGAGGCUUUUGUUAAUCAGCGAAUGGAUAAUUUAAAUCAAAUUCGUGCUGGUGUCAAAAUCAUUGACAGAAACGAGAUUGAGUUUACGCCUACAGGGAAAAUUAACCGAAGAUCUUUAAAGAGUAAAUUUGUUUCUUAAAUUUGAUUGGUUAUUGUUAUGAGGUCACAAAUGUUAUGAAAGUUGUGAUAAAAUAAAAAUAUUCGUAGUACAUAAUUAAA